Capronia epimyces CBS 606.96 is the source of this 1275-nucleotide messenger RNA. RefSeq lists its product as uncharacterized. NCBI's taxonomy places the organism in Eukaryota, Fungi, Ascomycota, Eurotiomycetes, Chaetothyriales, Herpotrichiellaceae. Bases 1 to 1275 code for a protein of 424 amino acids. The record is from RefSeq and is a predicted model, not a curated record. The transcript is spliced from 3 exons.
AUGAGUCUCGAUUGCCUGCCUCUCUAUCGUCCCCUGGGCGCCCUGGCAUGUGCUCCAACCCAACCCCGUGCCGCGUCGACCUCGGCCACAGCUGGCCACGGCGAACUGUUCGACGCGGUGGUGGUUGGCAGUGGCGCCGCCGGGAUCGCGACGGUGGGCAACAUUCUCGAUCACCAGACAUGCGCGCGGAUUCUUUGGAUCGACCACGAGUUUCUGGGAGGCCGGGUUGCGAAGAAGUACCGGGACGUGUCAAGCAACACCAAAGUGUCGUUGUUUUUGGCCUAUAUCAAUGCCCUGGCGCCGUUCCGCGAGAUUGUGCAGUCCACGCCAGCGCCCAACGCGGUCACGACGCUGGAGAGCCUCGAUGCCACCGCCGGUUGUCGCCUCCACUAUGCAGCCGACAUGCUGGUGAUGCUGAGCGAGGGGCUGAAGCGCCAUCCCAAUGUGCACACCUUAGUCGGCACGGCCGUGGCAGCCAAUCUCUAUAGCGAAGCUGCUCUGUGGUCGGUCCAGGCCCAAGAGGCCAACUCGGCAGCCGUUCGCACCUUUCACUCGCCGGCUCUGGUUUUGUGUACGGGGUCGUCACCUGUGAUGCACAAUCCCUCUCUCCCCACGGGGUUGGACACGAAACACAUCAACCUCGACGACGCCCUGGAUCGCCAAACCCUUCGACAGACACUGCCAGCUGAUAAAGAGGCCACAGUCGGGGUGAUUGGGUCUUCGCAUAGUGCCAUCGUGGUGCUCAUGGACCUGUACGAGUUGGCUACGACUAGCCACCCGCGGCUCCGGAUCAAAUGGUUCACACGCCGCGCAUUGACGUACGCGGUCGAGAUGGACGGUUGGAUCCUCCGUGACAAUACCGGUCUCAAGGGCGCGUCGGCCGACUUCGCCCGUGCCCACCUCGAAGACGAAGCUUUGAAAGCAUCACCUGUCAGCCGCCAUCUGGAGAAGGUCAACUGCUCGGUAGACGAGGCUGAGGCGUACCAGCUACAUCUACCCAGAUGCACCCAUCUAGUGCAGGCGAUUGGAUACCGUCCAGACCCGGUGCCCGCUCUCCAAAUAGACAAUCGACCAUUGGGGAAGCUUGAGUAUGACGGAUCGACGGGCUCGUUUCAAGAUGGCCGGGAUCAGUGCAUCCCGGGGCUGCAUGGGGCGGGCAUUGCCUUUCCGGAGAAGGUCGUGGAUCCAGCCGGCAACGUCGAGUAUGCCGUCGGUAUGUGGAAGUUUAUGAAGUAUCUGCGGAGGGUGGUUCCGCUCUGGGGCAUUGGCAAGUGA